GAGAGAGAGAGAGAGAGAGAGAGAGAGAGAGAGAGAAUGCGCCUGCGUACUUGUUUACGUGUGUGGUUUGGGGGGUGUGUUUCUGGACUAAACAGCUACCAGAACUCUUAAACAUGGUUAGAGUUGUGUUCAUAGCUACUAGGAGGGACUGGGAGAGAGUCUGAAUGAGUGGAGAACAGUAUAAUUUGUACAACAUAGGAGGGAAGCCAGCGAGAAGAAUGAGGAAUCUGAUGUCUGUCAACAUCAGCCUCCUCUGUGCUGUGAGCUGUGUGAUGUCAUCAGUGAUCACAAAGAGAGGGAAAGAAGGAGGAAAUUCUAGCAUUCAGUGUCCUUAUGACCGGGGGUUUGAGACAAACCAGAAGUACCUCUCUAAAGGGAUCUGGGCCUACCGGGUUGACGUGAUCAAAACCCAAACGCAUCAGCACCCAGCGUGGACUCAUGAAGGGAGAUUCUCUCUGUAUGACGACACAGAGAGAAGAGUCUUCACUGUGACCAUCACUAACCUGAUCCAGGAGGAUUCUGGGACCUACUGUUGUGAAAUUAACACAUGGUGGUGGUAUCACAAGACUGAAGUCAGGAUCACUGUGGACAGAGCUCCUGUUCCUCCCAACCCUGGCUCCGUCACCUCCAGACCUCUCCUCUCCACGACACACCCAUCAACAAACAUCACCAUGACAACUGACUCCUCAAACUCCACAGCAGAUAGGACCAAUGGAACAGUAGGAACAACAUCACCACCCACAGACAUGACUAGAACACAAGGUAACAACAGCAUCAUCACCACAGACAGGACUAGAACACAAGGUGAUGUGAUGUUCUCUGGUGUUGUUCUGGGUGUUCUAGGUGAUGUGAUGUUCUCUGGUGUUGGUCUGGGUGUUCUAGGUGAUGUGAUGUUCUCUGGUGUUGGUCUGGGUGUUCUAGGUGAUGUGAUGUUCUCUGGUGUUGUUCUGGGUGUUCUAGGUGAUGUGAUGUUCUCUGGUGUUGGUCUGGGUGUUGUUCUAUUACUGCUGGGUCUGCUGCUGUUCAUGUUCUUUAGACAGAGGAGAGACAGAGACAGGAGACCAACAGCAUCUAAACACUCUGCCAGACUGUUGGUGUCUGGCUCCAUGACAACCAACCAGGAUCCAGACACAGGAACCAUCACCAACCCCAUCUAUGCCACAGGAACCAAUCAUAACCCAGAUACAGCCUGUGAUAUCAACACCAUCUAUGCCAAGGCAACCAAUCCUCAUCCAGAUGACAUCUACUCCAACGUUGGAGGUGGAGAGGAUCCAGACAGUGUGACGUAUGCUACUGAUUCGGACCAAGAUGGACAUGAGCUGCAGCUCUUCGUCUCUCUGGUCUAA
Messenger RNA from Salvelinus fontinalis (brook trout), 1346 nucleotides. RefSeq lists its product as uncharacterized. Lineage: Eukaryota; Metazoa; Chordata; Actinopteri; Salmoniformes; Salmonidae. The coding region runs from base 165 to 1346 and encodes 393 amino acids. The record is from RefSeq and is a predicted model, not a curated record. The transcript has 9 exons.